AUGUCCUGCAAGAAGUUCUGCCUCUAUCGGAAAGCUCGACUAACGGAAAACUCGGAUUGGUUAACCCCCGCAGUGGAGAUCUUCGUAUGGGCCCAUCACUUACUGAAAAAUUUUAUAAACUUCUACAAGUUCCACGCGUGUAAAUGUAGCUGCGUGAAUUACGAUGCUGUUCCACUGCACGGGGCCCUGUAUAUCGUGUCCACGGCAAUGACGUCGAUAAUCUGCGGAAACGUGCUAAGGAAAGUGCGACCUGGACUCUUUCGCGACAUGUUCCCUUGCGUUCAGUGUCAGGAUGUCGAGGCUUUUCCAGAAGAUAUUAUUCGCAAAGUUGACGUAAUUCUAACGUGUUUACAAAAAUCCUGCGCCAUCGAGAACAUUAUACGUCAAGUGAAGGAUGUUCUAUAUACUCUGGAGAGGUUAGGUCCACGCGCGAUGUCAGAGAAGCUUCGAAUGUUGUCGCUUCUCCUAAAGGAAAUAAUGCAGAAGCUCAUUUGCUGUGGUCCAGGUUUGGAAGGUACUUUCACCAAUACGCAGGUCAAACUGACGCUAAAUCUUGUGAACAACUUUAUUCGUGAUUGGAGCGAAAAGAGGUCUGGGACGCGACCCUGUCUCAGGAUCUGCAGAUUUUGUGAUCGUGUUAUUAACGAAGCGACUCGACAGUGGGGAGCAUUUUGCUGCACAGAGGCUGAACAAUUGCACACGAUCCUCAAGGAAUGGGUCCUCCGCCAGUCUAUAGCGGAUUGCAUGAAAGACGAUGUACUCACCUGGAAGGCGGUGCCUGGUUCCUCAAAACCCGAACGGUUCGUGGACACGGCGGAGGAUUCGAGGACACGUGGUGUGGUGGAAAUACCGGUGGCUAUGGGUGUCGCGGAUUAUGAGGACACCGAUGCAAGAUUCGCCGACGGACGUAAAAGCCCGAGGGAUAUAGGAGGCCAGGAUCGAGCGAUGAAACAUCGAUCUGUCCGCGAGAUAAGUGAGACACGUCGUGCUGAGGCUGGAGUGUCCUGGAAGAAAACAGAGGUAGAAAGAUCCGACGAUUCCAGCCGGGGGGAUAAAUUUGACAGAGUCGGUAGCAGGGAUUUAACAAAGACGGCGGGUCGUACGUUCCAGGGAAAGAUGAGAGGAGAAAUAAAGAGGGGCCGCAAUAUCGACAGACCCGGCGAGUAUCCUAUCACGCCAGAUGGACGGGAGGAACGUGACGAUGUUCCGUAUAAAAGUAAGCUCGACAAGAUCCGUGGAUCGCGUGGUUUACGUGACACGAACGAGGAACGAGCAGCUGUCGGAAAAAUGAGGAAAAUUAAAAGGGACGUGAAGUAUUCGAGCCGGAAGCGAUUGGAACAUACGGCACUCUCUGGAACGGAAUCCGACAGAAAUAGGGUUGAUCGAUCCAAGUAUGGAGAGAGAAGUCCGUCUGGCACGACGGAGAGAUCAACGGCCAGGGGUAGGAGACAGAGAAGAUUAUACAGGGACACGUUGGAGGACGGUGAAACGGAGAAACGAGGUGAGAGGAUGACCGGUACGGAGUACGAAGAGAGAAGGAGCGAUAGGCGACGCAGGAAGAAGCCACGAAAAGAUGAGGACACGGAAACGGAGGGAAUGGUGGAUACAGGUGAGCACAGGGAGGUUCGCAGGAGCCGGGGGACGAAGGCGGAUGCGCUUGACAGUGGAAGGAAGGGAGUGUCUUAUAGCCCCAGCGAGGAAGAAAAAGUUCGUAAGCGUGAUGGAAAGUGGAAAGGUCGCUCGGGUGGAGAAGGAGAUGAAACUGAUUCUGACUUAACGAAGAAACGUGGCAAGGGUAAACUCGGUGCAAGCAGCACUGAAGAUAAAUCAACACCUGAUUCAAGGGACCAAAGCAAGAAAGUGACGAGUGCGUCCGACAAAAAUGAAUAUGGACGACCCAGUUCGAGUAGAACAGACGACGAUUAUUAUAGCAAGAUAAAUGGAUCUCGUUAUGGCAAACGAAGAACGUCUUCGAAACUUCAGGAUAGUCACAUCGACGAUCGAAGCUCGAUCGAGUACCAAUUAUCAAACCAGCACUUCGUGAAGCUAGGCUGGACCGUGAUCCCUGUUGCCAAAAUCAUGAGGAAAAUUGUUCAAUACCAAGCAAAACCGGCGAAACCACAUCUCAACUGGUUCAAAAAACACGAGUUCAAUGGAAGAUUGUAUUACAACGAUGGACCACAUGUCUUCGUAAAUUUUCUCCCCAAUGGAUCUACAGAAGUAUUUUACCCGAAUAAAAUGGUGGCUAUUAGGCUUCGAAGACCUCAGAACCGAAAAUGUAAUUAUUCAAAGGAAAUAUCAGCAAUAUUUUGA
Eufriesea mexicana is the source of this 2313-nucleotide messenger RNA. RefSeq lists its product as uncharacterized. Lineage: Eukaryota; Metazoa; Arthropoda; Insecta; Hymenoptera; Apidae. The record is from RefSeq and is a predicted model, not a curated record.